Messenger RNA from Elaeis guineensis (African oil palm), 645 nucleotides. RefSeq lists its product as uncharacterized. NCBI's taxonomy places the organism in Eukaryota, Viridiplantae, Streptophyta, Magnoliopsida, Arecales, Arecaceae. The record is from RefSeq and is a predicted model, not a curated record.
AUGGAGUUGGAAUCUAUCAAAGUCAUAAACCAAGAUACGGUGAAGUUGGAUCGGUUUGAUGGAAAUAACUUCUUCCAUUGGCAAGACAAGAUGCUGUUUCUCUUGACUGCACUGAAGAUCUCUUACGUCCUGGAUCCUAAUCUUCCAACAAUUGAAGAUCCAAUACCCACUACUGAUGGUGGGCAACCCUUUGCAGAAGAAAUUGAAAGGGUUCAAAAGGAGAGAAAGAAACGUGAAGAAAAUGAGCUGCUGUGUCGUGGACAUAUUCUGAACACUUUGUCUGAUCAUCUAUACGAUCUGUUCACAGAUGUUAAGCCUCCAAGAGACAUACGAAAUGCACUAAAGUACAAGUACAAGGCUGAAGAAGAAGGUACGAAUAAGUUUCUGAUUUCUAAAUAUUUUGAUUUCAAAAUUGUUGAUGAUAAACCUAUUCUUGAGCAAGUCCAUGAAUUGCAAGUGCUUGUGAACAAGAUUUGUGCCCAGAAAACUGUACUUCCUGAAUCCUUCCAAGUUGGGGCAAUUAUAUCAAAGUUACCACCUUCUUGGAAAGAUUAUCAGAAGAAAUUAAUGCGCAAGGCAGAGGACUUUACUUUGGAACAGAUUCAGAAACAUCUUCGGAUUGAAGAAGAGACUCAUUCUCGUUAA